AUGCGUUUGAUGGAGAAUUACCAAAUGAAGGCUUUCAGGGAUUUCUUAGAUUCUUGCUGUCUCAUGGACCUAGAGAGCAAAGGGUGUGCAUAUACAUGGGCUAACAAUAGGGAGGGGGAUGCAUAUGUGAAGAAACGACUAGACCGAGCGGUAUGUUCUAUGGAGUGGAGAGUCGCUUUUACGGAAGUAGAGGUUUAUGCAUUUUCGGCUAUUGGUUCCGACCAUAGCCCGUUAUUAAUUUCUCUCUCCCUAGGACACGCAAAAAGGAGAAAGGAAUUUAAGUUUGAAGAUUUUUGGCUGGAAGAGGCUGAAUAUGGGGAAAUAGUAAGGGAUGCUUGGCUGAAGGCAGAAGAUACAAAUCAAAACUUGUUGAUAAAGCUUAAAAGAGUUUCUGGUGAACUAGAAGUUUGGAGUAAAAGCAAGUUCACAAAUGCUCAUAAAAGAAUCAAGAGCCUGAAGAAGGAAAUCCAGAAACUUACAAACCAUCCGAGUGGAGGGCAGGACCGAGAAAGAGUCCAAUCGCUGAAGGAAGAAAUAGAAAAAUUAUGGAGGUAG
This is a messenger RNA of Syzygium oleosum, 555 nucleotides long. RefSeq lists its product as uncharacterized. The transcript has a single exon. The coding region runs from base 1 to 555 and encodes 184 amino acids. NCBI's taxonomy places the organism in Eukaryota, Viridiplantae, Streptophyta, Magnoliopsida, Myrtales, Myrtaceae. The record is from RefSeq and is a predicted model, not a curated record.